Molecule: messenger RNA, 7545 nt
Organism: Myripristis murdjan (pinecone soldierfish)
Lineage: Eukaryota; Metazoa; Chordata; Actinopteri; Holocentriformes; Holocentridae
Product: voltage-dependent L-type calcium channel subunit alpha-1D-like
Exons: 47
Coding region: 520-6681 (2053 amino acids)
Biological process (GO): calcium ion import across plasma membrane
Cellular component (GO): voltage-gated calcium channel complex; membrane
Molecular function (GO): high voltage-gated calcium channel activity
Source: RefSeq, a predicted model, not a curated record
GUGUUUGUGCCGAAACUUUCUCUCCGCUUUCCUCACUGCUGUCCCGGUCACGCCUCAAUUCAUUCUCACCCAAAAGCCCCAACAACCAAAGAUAGAGGUUUUCCCUGAAGUUUCCCUCCACCUUCCCCUGGACAGAUUUCCACUGUCAUCCUUUUAAACGGCUCAACCUGUUUAAUCCUGAGAGCUACCCACCACGGUUAUGGGGACGAAUCUGUGUUCAUAUUGUUCAACGCUUUUGGGCCUAAACAGGUGAGACAGGUGCAGUUUUCAUUUACACGCAGGAGAAAUUACCAGAAAGCGGCUUUAAUUAGAUUUAUAGGACACAGCACUGUAGGUGAGGAGAAUGGCCCAUGGCCGCUCAUAUGGACCGGCGUGCGGCAUGUGGACGAUGAAAUGACAAGCUACAGAAAUUUUGUCUAACAUUAGAUUUGUGGUCCGUCCCACACCGCGGAUCCCCUGAGGAGUUGAUGGUGGGCUAACUGAGUUACUGAGGUGAAGUCGUGGUAUUAAACAGCAGACAUGGAACAAAUUAAAAAAGCAGAGUCCCCCCCUGGGGAUGCUGGAAAAUCAGACACCCUCGGCUCAACUGGCUCGUCCAGAAAAAGAGGAGGGGGGGCCAAGAAGGCCAUGCAGGCGAACAAGUCUGCCCUCCGGGCCCCCCGAGCCCUCUGCUGCCUCACCCUGAGCAACCCCAUCCGCAUGGCAGCACUGGCCUUAGUGGAGUGGAAGCCUUUUGAUAUAUUCAUUCUGCUUGCCAUUUUUGCAAACUGUGUGGCCAUGGGGGUUACAAAACCUUAUCCAGAUGAUGACUCCAACCCUACCAAUCACAACCUGGAACAAGUGGAGUACGUCUUCCUCGUCAUCUUCACCAUCGAGACCUUCACCAAAAUUCUGGCCUAUGGCUUGGUCAUGCAUCCCAGCGCCUACAUACGCAGCGGCUGGAACUUACUUGAUUUCAUUAUCGUCAUUGUCGGGUUGUUCAGUGUGAUAGCAGAGGGGAUGACAGACCAUAAGCCAGGAGAGGCCCACCACGCUGCAGGAAAACCUGGAGGCCUGGAUGUCAAAGCUCUUCGAGCAUUCAGAGUGCUAAGGCCGCUCAGGCUGGUGUCUGGUGUACCAAGCUUGCAAAUUGUGUUGAACUCCAUCAUGAAAGCCAUGGUCCCCCUGCUCCACAUCGGUAUGCUGGUCAUGUUCGUCAUUAUCAUCUACGCCAUCAUUGGCUUGGAGCUUUUCAUCGGCAGGAUGCACAAGACAUGCUUCUACAUGGGCUCAGAGCUUAUGGUGGACGAUGACCCCACACCGUGUGCAUUUGCUGGAAACGGACGCUUCUGUGUGAUCAAUGGGACAGAGUGCAGGGGAAAAUGGGAAGGGCCCAACGGCGGGAUCACAAACUUUGACAAUAUUUUCUUUGCCAUGCUGACUGUUUUCCAGUGUAUCACCAUGGAAGGCUGGACAGACGUGCUCUACUGGAUGAAUGAUGCCAUUGGCUUUGAGAUUCCCUGGAUUUACUUUGUUUCCCUGGUCAUCUUUGGAUCAUUUUUCAUUAUCAACCUCGUAUUGGGUGUGUUGAGCGGAGAGUUCUCCAAGGAAAGAGAGAAGGCCGUUGCACGUGGCGAGCUACAGAAGGCCCAGGAGAGCAAGCAGAUGGAGGAGGACAUGAUAGGCUACAUGGACUGGCUCAUAGAGGCUGAGGAUGUGGAUGAAGAAGGAAACAAACGUGCUGCGAUUGCUAAGAAAAAGAUGAUGAAGAAGUUUGGCUGGUACAAACACAGUGAGGAUGGAGCGGAAUCAGACUCUGAUGACGACAUAGCAUAUCUCGAUGAUGACAACGGCUGCUGUGCUUCGCUCAUGGCGAAGAUGAUGGCCAAUAGUUUCUGUGACCAGUUGUGCCAGCUGAACCACACAUUUAGGAAAAAUUGCCGUGUGGCGGUCAAGACCACAAACUUCUACUGGUUGGUGCUCCUGCUGGUGUUCCUCAACACGGUGGCCAGUGCCUCAGAGCACUACGGACAGCCCAAGUGGCUCACAGAAAUGCAGGAGCGAGCCAAUAAGAUCCUGUUGCUGUUGUUUACUCUGGAGAUGUCAAUGAAGAUGUACGCCUUUGGGCUGCAGAUCUACUUCAUGGCAUUGUUCAACCGUUUCGAUUGCUUUGUGGUGUGCGGCGGCAUCCUGGAGACGCUGCUGGUCGAGCUGGAAGUCAUCCCGCCCAUCGGCAUCUCUGUGCUGCGCUGCAUCCGCCUGCUCAGGAUAUUCAAGAUGACCCGGCACUGGGCUGCCUUGUCUGACCUGGUCAACUCCCUGCUCAACUCGAUGAAAGCUAUCUGCUCCCUUCUGCUCCUGCUCUUCCUCUUCCUCAUCAUAUUCGCUCUGCUGGGCAUGCAGUUGUUUGGAGGCAAAUUCAACUUUGAUGAGACUCAGAUGAAGAGGAGUACUUUUGACUCCUUCCCACAGGCUCUGCUCACAUGUUUCCAGAUCCUCACUGGAGAAGACUGGAACGCUGUGAUGUAUGACGGCAUCAUGGCCUACGGAGGCCCGGUCUUCCCAAACAUGGUGGUGUGCAUCUACUUUGUCAUCCUGUUUGUCUGCGGUAACUACAUCCUGCUAAACGUCUUCUUGGCUAUCGCUGUGGACAACUUGGCAGGAGGAGGCGGAAAGAAAAAAGUCGAGGAGAAAAAGGAAGAGGAAGAGGAGUGGGACGAUGAUGAGGAGAAAGAGGAUGAAGAUGCAGGGAAUGAUGAAGACGACUGGCAGGAGAAUGAGGAGCUGAGGGCCAUUGAGGGGCUGGAGGGAGUUGCUCCAUUAAAGCCCGAAUUCUCAGGACCCAAAGAGAAAAUUGUCCCGAUCCCUGAUGGAAGCUCAUUCUUCAUCCUUGGGAAGAAAAACUGCUUGCGAGUGGCCUGCCACAACCUCAUCCAUCACCCCUAUUUCACCAAUUUCAUCCUCAUCUUCAUCAUCCUCAGUAGUAUCUCCCUGGCAGCUGAAGAUCCAAUCAAAUCCCACUCAUUCAGGAACAUUGUGCUCGGUUAUGCUGAUUAUGUGUUCACCUCAGUGUUCACAGUGGAGAUCAUACUAAAGAUGACAGUCUAUGGAGCGUUUCUGCACACCGGCUCCUUCUGCAGAAAUGCCUUCAACCUUCUUGACCUGCUGGUUGUCAGCGUUUCCCUCAUGUCCUUCUUCCUCCACUCAAGUGCAAUUUCUGUGGUGAAGAUUCUGCGUGUGCUUCGAGUGCUCAGGCCUCUUCGAGCCAUCAACAGAGCUAAGGGACUCAAGAACGUUGUGCAGUGUGUGUUUGUGGCGAUCCGCACCAUCGGCAACAUCCUGAUUGUCACAACGCUCCUCCAGUUCAUGUUUGCUUGUAUUGGAGUGCAGCUCUUCAAGGGCAGAUUUUAUAGCUGCACAGAUGAAGCUAAACAUACACCUGAUGAGUGCAAGGGAACCUUUGUGGUCUAUAAAGACGGUGAUAUGAACCAUCCCGUGGUGAGAGAGAGGAUCUGGCAAAACAGUGACUUCAACUUUGACAAUGUGCUGAUGGGCAUGCUGGCCCUGUUUACCGUGUCAACAUUUGAAGGCUGGCCACAGCUCCUUUACAAGGCCGUGGAUGCAAACGCCAUAAACCGAGGCCCCAUUUACAACUACCGAGUUGAAAUCUCCAUCUUUUUCAUCAUCUACAUCAUCAUCAUUGCCUUCUUCAUGAUGAACAUUUUUGUGGGUUUUGUCAUCAUCACGUUUCGAGAGCAAGGAGAGGCCGAGUUCAAAAACUGUGAACUGAACAAAAAUCAACGACAAUGUGUGUACUACGCACUGAAAGCUCAGCCUAUAAAAAUUUACAUCCCCAAAAACCCGUCCCAGCUCAAAUUCUGGAAGAUCAUCAACUCCAGCCAGUUUGAGUACGUCAUGUUUGUGCUGAUUCUGGGCAACACCCUCACCCUGGCUGUUCAGCAUUAUGAGCAGUCUAAACUCUUCACUUCUGUUAUGGAUAUCCUCAACAUGAUCUUCACUGUGGUCUUUACCGUAGAGAUGGUUGUAAAAUUACUGGCUCUUCGGGCUCAUCACUAUUUCAUCGAUCCUUGGAACUCAUUUGAUGCCUUGAUCGUUGUGGGGAGCGUGUUGGAUAUCGCAGUGUCAGAGUUUAGUGGAGGAGGCGGCCACGGAGAGGGCGGCGGUAAAGGUGAAAGUGGAAAAGUGUCCAUCACGUUCUUCCGUUUAUUCCGAGUCUUGAGGUUGGUCAAACUGCUCAGCAAAGGGGAGGGUAUCCGUACACUCCUCUGGACUUUCAUCAAGUCCCUCCAGGCCUUGCCUUAUGUCGGCCUGCUCAUCGCGAUGAUCUUUUUCAUUUACGCUGUAAUCGGCAUGCAGACGUUUGGGAAAGUUGCCAUCGAUGAAAGCACAUCCAUCAACAGGAACUGCAACUUCCAGACAUUCUUCAUGGCUGUUCUGGUGCUCUUCAGGUGUGCCACAGGAGAACAGUGGCAGGAGAUCAUGCUGGCAGCGCUGCCGGGUAGACGCUGCGACCCGGAGUCCGACACUGAGCCGGGAGAGGAGUUCACCUGCGGUAGCAACUUGGCCUACAUCUACUUCAUCAGCUUCUUUAUGCUCUGUGCUUACCUGAUUAUCAACUUGUUCAUCGCCGUCAUCAUGGAUAAUUUUGAGUACCUGACAAGAGACUGGACCGUGCUGGGCACUCACCACCUGGACGAGUUCAAGAGGGUUUGGUCUGACUACGAUCCUGAGGCCACGGGUCGAAUCAAACACAUCGAUGUGGUCACCAUGUUGCGCAGGAUUCAGCCCCCUCUUGGGUUUGGGAAGCUGUGCCCUCAUCGAGUGGCUUGUAAGAGGUUGGUUGCCAUGAAUGUGCCGCUGCACGCCGAUGGGACAGUCACCUUCAACGCCACGCUGUUUGCCCUGGUGCGAACCUCGCUCAAGAUUAAGACAGAAGGCCCCAUUGACCAGCAGAACGAGGAGUUGAAGAUGAUCAUUAAGAAGCUUUGGAAACGCACCAAGCCCAAGCUGCUUGAUGAAGUCAUUCCUCCUCCUAGAGGGGAUGAGGUGACAUGUGGGAAAUUUUACGCCAGCUUCUUGAUCCAGGACUAUUUCAAAAAGUUCCGCAAGAGAAAGGAGAGGGAGAGGAAAUCAAAAAAGAAGGACAAGGCAGCUUCUCUCCAGCAAGGGCUGCGGACGCUGCAGGACCUGGCUCCAGAGAUGCGUCUGGCGAUGGCCUGCGACAUGGAGGAAGAGGAGGCUAUAGAUGGAGAGACGACAGGCGAUGAGGCGUUCGAGAGCGACGCCGGAACCUCCGCAGCCACCACACCGGCCAGCACCCCGAUGCCGCCUAUUGACAUACUCGUAGAGCAAAUGAGUGUGUUUGUCCAUGCCGAGCCCAAGGUGCAGAACGGGAACGUGAUCACAGAGCAAGUGACCAGCCAGAGAGCAGAUUCCCAACUGUCAGGCAUCAGCGUGGUGACGGAGCAGCCGGCACGGUCCGAAUCCUUCCCCUCCAGGGUGGACUCUGUGGAGCUGCCGCCUCCUUCCCCAGGACCAACAGGAGGUGGAGGAGAGUUUUUGGCUUUAGAAACCUUGGCGCCUGCGACAACUGCAGCAGCUGAUCAGGUUUAUUACAGUGAGGUGGAUGCUGCAAGCAUAGCAUCAGACAGCUAUGUGUAUCCAGAGGCUGUCUCUCCUGUACCGACUGAGACCGGCUACAACGGACAGAGCCUGGAAACAGCGAGCAGCUUAGGGGAAAUGACCUAUGGUAACCAUGGUGCCAAUGGUUUGGUUGGGAACGGUUACGAUGGCACCAGCAUGAACGGAGGAAGCGUCGCCGCCAGCCCCAGUCCUUACACGGCAAACGGAUAUAAUGUGAACGGCUACAACGGCUACAGUGAGAACGGCAGCAUCAUCAGCAAUGGCAAUGGCAGCACUAUAAACGAGUUCAAUGGAAACGGUAGCACUGUAAAUGGUUACAAUGGCUAUAAUGGAAAUGACAACGGCGAUAUGCGGUUUGUCAGAAGACGUCUCCUUCCUGCCAUACCCAAAGGUCGUAAACCUUCCUUUAACAUCCAGUGUCUGAAGCCACAGCACAGUGUUGAUGACCUCCCCAUCCCAGGCACCUACCAUGGCAACACAUCUCCAACCAGAUCCCGCCUACAGACGCAGCACAGUCUGGACUCGAGACCCAGCAGCGUGUCCUCAAUGUCUUCGCUCUCCUGGGCCAACACAACAUCAGCCAGAAACAAUACUGCCUCGGGCAUCACUCCCACAGCGCGCAAAGGCAAGCUCAUCUACACUCCUAUGAUUCUUGUGGAUGAAGCCACCGGCACCAGCCAGCCGCUGUGGAGCGACACCUCCAGCAGCCUCCCCGUGGGAACCCGUCCAGGCUGGUACCCUGGGCAGUCCAGAACCUACACCAGUGUGAGGAUGCCACCUGUCAACCAGGGCUUUGUGGACAGAGGCAGUGCAGACAGUCUGGUGGAGUCGAUUUUGAUAUCAGAAGGGCUCGGUGUCUAUGCCAGGGACCCGAAGUUUGUGAACUUUGCAAAGCGAGAGAUCGCCGAGGCAUGUCACAUGACCAUGGAUGAAAUGGAGAGCGCGGCCUCGGAUCUGAUUGCCCGGGGCGCCAGUCAGUCAGUAAGGCGCUUUGAAGAGGAACUGUCAGAUGAAAUGAACUGUGUGAUGUCCUACUGACAACAGCAGAACUGAGGCAACUGUGUGAGAGUAAGGGUUAAGGUUCAAAGAAUAUGUAUUAUGUCAUGUGGUGAGUGUUUGCAUCUGUUGCAUCUGUUGUUUUGGGAGAGGGGGUCUAUUAAACAAGACUUUGUGAGUGCACCUACCUCUCAGAUGUGCAGCACUGGUUCAUUUAAUGAGAGCCUUCAGGGAGCUGAACCUGUGUAGGACUGAUGCAAUACAACUGGGGCACUGAUUUUACAUAAUUUCCAUCUACUAUCUGGCAGAUAAACUUCCCACAGAAAACAAGUUAUCCUGAAAAGUUAUCCUUAAGGUGAUGAGGUUUUGUUUGUGCAUGCCAAAACACACACACACACACACACACACACACACACACACUGAACUAAAGAGCACAUGUCAAACCGUUUCUGUGGCUCAACUAGUGUUAUUAUGAAAAGGUCAAUUUUUUCAUUAUAAUCUCCUUUUGUACUGUACUUGAACUAUCACUUCAUUCACCCCACCCAUACAUGCAGUUGCAGUGAUGGCACAUCAACUGUGCAAAAAUAGAAAACAUUAAGACAACAGUAAAACUACUUUGUCUAUUAUACACAUUAACUCCAGUUGUAAACAUCGAUUGUAAAAACUGAUUUAUGAGUGUCAUAUCAGGAGUAUAUGCAAUGUUCAAUAAAGCUACUAUAGCAUUAGUUAUUUUAGAGAAAUAUUUGAAUAUGCUGAAUAUUGAAUAUCCUCUAAGAUACAACAUGCGAAAUCAGAUACAACACAGCAAAAAUAAAGAGAAUGAAGACUGGGUUGUUGUGACUGCUAACCUGUGUGACAGGUAGACUGUCGUAUAUGGUCAAUAAAAGUAUCAUGUUUUUUCUGAAA